CAACAGGGAAGUGUCAAGAUGGCCCCGAGUGGACUAAAAGCGAUCGCGAACGAAAAAAUCCUCAGUGGAGUCAUCAAGAGUGUGAAGAAAGAUGGGGACUGGAAGGUGCUCAUCGUUGAUCAUAUCAGUAUGCGGAUUCUGUCCUCGUGCUGUAAAAUGUCUGACAUCAUGGCAGAGGGUGUUACAAUUGUGGAGGACAUCAGCAAACGAAGGGAGCCGAUCCCCAGUCUGGAAGCCAUUUACCUCAUCUCACCUGUGCCAAAGUCAGUUCAUGCUCUGAUUGCGGAUUUCAGAGAGACAGCCUUCACUUACAAAGCAGCACACGUCUUCUUUACCGACACUUGUCCUGAUGGGCUUUUUGCUGAGAUUGGCAGGUCGAGGGUUGCAAAGGUCAUCAAAACUCUCAAGGAGAUCAAUGUGGCUUUCAUACCGUAUGAGUCUCAGGUCUUCACUCUGGACAACCCCAGUUCCUUCCACGCUUUCUACAGCCCAACUCAGACUAAUCUAGAUGACAAGAGCAGAAUGAUGGAGGCCAUGGCUGAGCAGAUCGCCACUCUCUGUGACACGCUGACGGAGUAUCCAGCCAUCCGAUACCGCCUGGGGCCAAAGGAGAAUUUCAGCCUGGCUGAGAUGGUGAUGGAUCGUCUGAAUGCACACAAAGCAGACAAUCCCAGAAUGGGAGAGGGCACAGAUAAAGCUCGCUCUCAGCUGCUAAUAGUGGACCGUGGGUAUGAUCCCGUCUCUCCAAUUCUUCACGAGCUCACCUUCCAGGCGAUGGCCUACGACCUGCUAGACAUUGAACAAGACAUUUACAGGUAUCAGACAGCAGGGAUCGGUGAGGCUCGAGAUAAAGAGGUGUUGCUGGAUGAGGAUGAUGAGCUGUGGGUUCAGCUGCGACACAUGCACAUAGCAGACGUCACCAAGAAGGUGACAGAGCUGCUGCGGGUCUUUUGUGACAGCAAGAGGAUGAACACAGACAAGGCCAACAUCAAAGAUCUGUCUCAGAUGCUGAAGAAGAUGCCGCAGUACCAGAAAGAGCUGAGCCUGUACUCCACUCAUCUGAACCUGGCUGAUGCUUGCAUGAAGAAGUUCAAGAACACGUUAGACAAGCUGUGUGAGGUGGAGCAGGAUUUGGCCAUGGGAUCAGAUGCCCAGGGCGAACCGCUUAAAGAUGCUAUGAAGAGUAUCGUCCCUGUUCUUCUCAACACAGAGAUCAAAGACUAUGAUAAAAUCCGCAUCAUACUGCUGUACAUCUUCCACAAGAAGAAGGGCAUCGGUGAAGAGAACCUCACAAAGCUCAUCCAGCAUGCAAACGUUCAGCAGGACAAGAACAUCAUCACCAACCUGCAGCAUCUAGGCUGCCCUAUCAUCACUGGGGGUGCUAAUUCUGGAAAGAGUCUGCCUGACAGGAAAGAGCGCACAGAAUCUACAUAUCAGCUCUCCCGCUGGAUACCCGUCCUGAAAGAUGUGAUGGAGAAUAUCAUUGAUGACAAAUGUGACAGGAAGCAGUGGCCAUUCCUGUCUGAGCCUGCACCCAUCACCACCACCGCAACUACAGUCAGCAGCGCACGGUUUGGACACUGGCACAAGAACAAGUCUGCCACAGAGUACCGCAGUGGCCCUCGCCUCAUCAUCUUCGUGAUUGGAGGAGUCACACAUUCAGAGAUGCGCUGCGCUUAUGAAGUGACCCGCGCCACUGAGGGCAAAUGGGAGGUUCUGAUCGGAUCGUCUCACAUUAUUACUCCAACCAGCUUUCUGAAUGACCUGAAGGAGCUGGACGCGUCUGCAACAAGUGUUGCACAGUAACCCCCUCUCACAGAUUCAUCCCACAUGUGAACAUUAAGAGUUUCUCCAAUGACCAGUGAAAAAAAGACACAUUUUAAAUCUGCCUCACUGAUUAUUUGCUGUCUUUUAAAGUAAUGAUUUUAAUUACGCAAAUUAACUGGUGGUAUAUGUGUGUGUAUAUAUAUUCAUGACCUAUGCUUAAUUUAAAAGAACAAUUAUAUGUAAGACCACAUAUGUGAACGUAAUUAGAAUUCUGAGGCUGGAAAUUGUCCACAUAAAUGGAUUAAAUCUCGCUCCGCUCCAUUGAAAUGCCAGUCCUGUCAAGUUUUGAUGUGAUUUAAGGACUUCUUUAGACCUGCACACUGGAACGAAUGAUCACACUGGAUUUAGAGAUAUUAUCUAUCGCCUUGUGAUUUAUCAUAAAGAAUAUACAUUUUUAUCUUACUUUAAAACUGCCAAUGUGAAAACUUAAGGUAUUUAAGAUGAGGCUGUUUGUAGUAGAGCUGUCCAAUUUUGAUUUCCAGUCAGGUUUGGUUAUAUCUGCCUCUCUUGGUGAAGGGAUGAAAUGUGUCAUCUCAGUAUAUAUACAGUAUGUCUUUUUUGUUUGUUAUGCUCUGAACUUGUGCACUUUUUUUCUUAUACUGUUACUGUAUCACAUAUAGAUGGAUGUGGUUCACUGGGUCUAUUUGUCUUUUGUUUCUGUUAACAUUAAUUCUAAAUAAAAUUUGCUUAUACCUCA
Danio rerio (zebrafish) is the source of this 2524-nucleotide messenger RNA. RefSeq names its product syntaxin binding protein 2 (gene stxbp2). Gene Ontology annotation, cellular component: membrane; presynapse. Gene Ontology annotation, biological process: exocytosis; vesicle-mediated transport. The record is from RefSeq and is marked provisional. NCBI's taxonomy places the organism in Eukaryota, Metazoa, Chordata, Actinopteri, Cypriniformes, Danionidae.